Sporothrix schenckii 1099-18 is the source of this 654-nucleotide messenger RNA. Its product is annotated as large subunit ribosomal protein L10Ae. The transcript has 2 exons. The record is from RefSeq and is a predicted model, not a curated record. Bases 1 to 654 code for a protein of 217 amino acids. NCBI's taxonomy places the organism in Eukaryota, Fungi, Ascomycota, Sordariomycetes, Ophiostomatales, Ophiostomataceae. Gene Ontology annotation, molecular function: structural constituent of ribosome; RNA binding. Gene Ontology annotation, cellular component: large ribosomal subunit. Gene Ontology annotation, biological process: translation.
AUGUCUAAGAUCACCGUCGCUGGAGUGCGUGCCAACGUCGUCGAGGUCCUCGAGUACUCGAACGAGACCAAGAAGCGCAACUUCCUCGAGACCGUCGAGCUCCAGAUCGGCCUCAAGAACUAUGAUCCCCAGCGUGACAAGCGUUUCUCGGGCACCGUCCGCCUGCCGUCGGUCCCCCGCCCCAACAUGGCCAUCUGCAUCCUGGGUGACCAGCACGACAUUGACCGCGCCAAGCACGGCGGUGUCGACGCCAUGUCGUCGGACGACCUGAAGAAGCUCAACAAGAACAAGAAGCUCGUCAAGAAGCUGGCCCGCAAGUACGACGCCUUCAUCGCCUCCGAGACCCUGAUCAAGACCAUUCCCCGUAUCCUGGGCCCUGGUCUGUCCAAGGCCGGCAAGUUCCCGACCCCCGUCUCGCACUCCGAGUCGCUGUCCGACAAGAUCACCGACGUCAAGUCCACCAUCAAGUUCCAGCUGAAGAAGGUGCUGUGCAUGGGUGUCGCUGUCGGCAACGUCGGCAUGGACCAGGAGCAGCUGGUGGCCAACAUCAUGCUGGCCAUCAACUACCUCGUCUCCCUGCUCAAGAAGGGCUGGCAGAACGUCGGCAGCCUGACCAUCAAGGCUUCCAUGUCGCCGCCCCGCCGUGUCUACUAA